Molecule: messenger RNA, 542 nt
Organism: Ochotona curzoniae (black-lipped pika)
Lineage: Eukaryota; Metazoa; Chordata; Mammalia; Lagomorpha; Ochotonidae
Product: cornifin-B-like
Exons: 2
Coding region: 7-273 (88 amino acids)
Source: RefSeq, a predicted model, not a curated record
UAAAACAUGAGUUCCCAGCAGCAGAAGCAGCCCUGCACUGUACCCCCUCAGCUGCAGCAGCACCAGGUGAAACAGCCUUGCCAGCCUCCACCCCAGGAACCGUGUGGCCCCGCAACCAAGGAUCCCUGCCACCCCAAGGUGCCUGAGCCAUGCCACCCCAAAGUGCCAGAGCCAUGCCAACCCAAGGUGCCUGAACCAUGCCAACCGAAGGUACCCGAGCCAUGCCAAUCUAAGGUGCCUGAACCAUGUCAGCAGAAGACAAAGCAGAAGUAAAGUGAUCUAUCACUGCACUCAUGCGGAGCCAGCUGCCGGGUGCUGAAUCUCUUAUCCCCUUCUGCAUAUAAGUCCCAUUCUCUUAUUGCCCUUACAGUCAGCAUGAUGUCACUAUGAGUCAUACCUUUUCCUUCUUUGCACGGGUUCCUUAUACUCACUCUGGAGGGUUCUGGAGCCUCUGAAGAAGGCUGAAGUUCUCACUGGGUGAACUGGUAUCCUAGCUGCUCAGCAUAUAUUGGCAAAGGAGUUUUGAAGAGAUCAAGUGAAUC